Tripterygium wilfordii is the source of this 2793-nucleotide messenger RNA. Its product is annotated as putative ion channel POLLUX-like 2. Bases 119 to 2665 code for a protein of 848 amino acids. Gene Ontology annotation, biological process: potassium ion transport. The record is from RefSeq and is a predicted model, not a curated record. Lineage: Eukaryota; Viridiplantae; Streptophyta; Magnoliopsida; Celastrales; Celastraceae. The transcript is spliced from 24 exons.
CGGCCCCAAACCCAACCCCAACCCUUUUUUUUUUCUCGCCGUUUUCCACUUUUCCCCCACAAAAUCAAAACUAUACUGUUAGAAAUUGAAGUUUGAACAGUCUCUUCUUUAAGACGAGAUGCUACUGAUUCAGUUGCAGGGCUCGCAGCCAUGUCUUCUACCAGCUCCAGUUUACAGGCUCAAUACGACGAAGAGGAAUCUGAUGCCAUGUGGCUUUUGGUGGAAAAGGUCUUCGGAUUUUCGUGCAAGUAAAUUCAGGGUACACAAUGGAGGGAAAUGGGAGGCCAAUUCUCAAAGGGUGGGUAGUAAGAUGGAUUAUAGUGCAUGUAUGGAUGUUUCAAAUGAUUUGACUGCCAAAUUCUGUAAAUUGAACCAAUUCAGUAGUUGCCAGCUUCACCUAUAUAACCUUGCGAUUGGAUCCGUGUCAUUACCCUUUCUACUCAAAUUGAUGCGGCUAAGUUUCGUAAAUUCAUUGGCAAGGAUGGUCCAAGAUUUGCUUCCUAGUGUAGUCAAGAGUUUUGGGGCUUCAAGCUCAUCUUUUGCUUGUAUAUCUAAUUCCUUGAAUAAACCCGUGCCUCUAAAUUUGGAUAUUUCCUUGCCUUCAAUUCAAGAUAUUAGAUGGAGCCUUGCACGGUUAUUAUAUUUAUUUAACAUCCAACUCGAAAGAAAUGUUGCCACGUUUUUUGUAGUGCUCCUUGUGUCAUGCUUCUCUUUUGUUGUCAUAGGGGGUUUUCUGUUCUUCAAGUUCAGGGGUGAUACUCAGUCUCUGGAGGACUGCCUCUGGGAAGCUUGGGCAUGUCUUUGUUCAUCAUCCACUCAUCUAAAACAAAGAACACGAAUUGAGCGUGUUAUUGGCUUUAUUCUUGCUAUAUGGGGAAUACUGUUCUACACUAGACUAUUGAGCACAAUGACAGAGCAGUUCAGGAAUAAUAUGCAAAAGCUCAGGGACGGGGCUCAAAUGCAAGUUCUGGAGACUGACCAUAUUAUUAUCUGUGGAAUAAACAGUCAUCUGCCUUUCAUACUGAAACAGUUGAACAAAUAUCAUGAGUUUUCUGUCCGCUUAGGCACUGCUACAGCUAGGAGGCAGAGAAUUCUUCUUAUGUCUGACCUUCCAAGGAAGCAGAUGGACAAACUAGCUGAAAAUAUCUCUAAAGAUUUAAACCAUAUUGAUGUCCUUACGAAGAGCUGCAGUCUUAGCUUGACAAAAUCAUUUGAAAGAGCUGCAGCCAAUAAGGCACGUUCCAUAAUUAUACUUCCAACAAAGGGGGACCGGUAUGAAGUUGAUACCGAUGCAUUUCUAUCUGUCCUGGCUCUUCAACCUAUUUCAAAGAUGGAAUUAGUCCCUACCAUUGUUGAGGUUUCAAACUCCAAAACUUGUGAGCUCUUAAAGUCAAUUUCAGGACUGAAUGUAGCACCUCUGGAAAACGGUGCAUCCAAGUUAUUUGCUCAAUGCUCUCGGCAGAAGGGGCUUAUAAAGAUAUACAGACACCUGCUUAAUUAUCGAAAAAACGUAUUUAACCUUUCAAGUUUUCCUAAGCUAGAAGGAAUGAGGUAUAAGCAGCUAAGACGUGGGUUUCAAAAGAUAGUUGUUUGUGGCCUUUAUCGAAAUGGGAAGAUUUAUUUUCAUCCAAAUGACAACGAAGUGCUGGAGCAAAAUGACAAAGUAUUGUUCAUUGGACCUGUUCAUGGGAAAAGAAACCCACUGAUUCCAUACUCUAAUGCUGCCGAAGGAAGUACUAUUUCUAACCUGGAAGUUCCAGAAAACCAUGGCGAUACGAAUCUUGAUGCAGAUUUGAGAAAAACACGACUUGAAAAUAUCGUUAGACGCCCCUCCAAAGCGGGGUCAAAGGCAUCAGACUGGAGUCAAGGACCAACAGAAUGCAUUCUUCUGCUUGGGUGGCGACCAGACAUGGUAGAAAUGAUUGAAGAGUAUGAUAAUUAUCUUGGACCUGGCAGUGUAAUUGAAAUAUUAUCAGAUGUACCGUUAGAUGAGAGGAACAGGUCAAGAUAUGUUGCUGGAAAAGGCAAACUUAAAAACAUUACGGUUUUCCACAGGAUUGGAAACCCCAUGAACUAUGAUGCCUUAAAGGAAACCAUUGUGAAUAUGCAAAAUUCCUUCAAUAAAGGAGGGAAUAUUCCCUUAUCAAUUGCUGUUGUAUCUGAUCGAGAAUGGCUUCUUGGAGAUCCAUCCAGGGCAGACAAGCAAUCUGCUUAUUCUCUUCUUCUCGCUGAAAAUAUCUGCAGCACACUUGGAGUGAAGGUGCAAAAUCUAGUUGCAGAGAUUGUUGAUUCAAAAUUGGGCAAACAAAUAACAAGAAUCAAACCAUCCUUGACUUACAUAGCAGCAGAAGAAGUAAUGAGCCUGGUAACAGCUCAAGUGGUAGAAAACAGCGAAUUGAAUGAAGUGUGGAAAGACAUUCUGAAUGCAGAGGGUGAUGAAAUAUAUGUAAAGGACAUUAGCCUUUAUAUGAUAGAAGGGGAGAAUCCGUCUUUCUCCGAGCUUGCUGAAAGAGCGUAUUUACGGCGAGAAGUUGCCAUAGGUUAUGUGAAAGACAACAAGAAGGUUAUUAACCCAGUUCCAAAAUCCGAACCUCUCUCCCUUCGAUUGACAGACUCGUUAAUUGUUAUAUCUGAACUUGAAGGAGAGCAACCCAUCGUACUUUAAAUUUGUACAGUAUCAUCUAUUUCAUCAAUUUUGCCCCCAUUGUUUUAAUUGUUUCUGGGGUUUGAUUGAUGAUAUUUUGUAAUAUUUUAGAAACUGUCUCACAAGUCCAUUAGCCAAAAUCUAUCCAA